Laetiporus sulphureus 93-53 is the source of this 1497-nucleotide messenger RNA. RefSeq names its product tRNA guanosine-2'-O-methyltransferase. Gene Ontology annotation, cellular component: cytoplasm. The transcript has 10 exons. Gene Ontology annotation, biological process: methylation. NCBI's taxonomy places the organism in Eukaryota, Fungi, Basidiomycota, Agaricomycetes, Polyporales, Laetiporaceae. The record is from RefSeq and is a predicted model, not a curated record. Bases 1 to 1497 code for a protein of 498 amino acids. Gene Ontology annotation, molecular function: nucleic acid binding.
AUGGGCCAGAAAUACCUGAUCAUCUUUGCGCAGGCGCAUGCAGAUUUCAGAAUACCUGAAUUGCGGUCCGUUGCAGAACUAUAUGGGUUUGAUCUGACACUGCCAGAGGAGAUCGACAUAUCAAGGCCGUUUCUGGUGCUGGAGCUCGCGUCUGAGGAACAUGCGAGACUUCUAGCGAGGAGAUGUAUCCUCAUCAAAUCAUUAUGUGAGUUCUAUGCUCAAGGCGCGACUUACGAAGAAGUGCAUGAACAAAAUCAUCUUCUAUGCAACGCAUGGUCACGCUACAUCGAAGAUACUUCGUUCAAGUUCAUCGUCACCGCAUACAAUCACACAAUUCCACAGAGUCGACAAAAGGACAUUGUGGAGAGCUUUUCGUACAUGGGCUUCCUGGGCAAGAUUGAUAUGAAGAACCCUGAGAUCAUUAUGGUUGUCUAUGAGGAAUAUAUCGACAAACAUGGAACUACAAGAGACAGAUGCGAAGGCGACGGAGACUUCAGACAAGUCUACUUAGGCAGGUUGAUAGAGGAGGGUUCUGCUCGCCCUCUCGUCAAGAAGUUCGACGUAAAAGGGCGCACAUAUUACGGAAAUACCAGCAUGGAGGCAGAAAUAUCGCUUCUGAUGGCGAAUCAAACCCUUGCGGCGCCAGGAAAGCUGAUAUACGACCCAUUUAUCGGCACAGGAAGCAUGGCAUAUACUACCGCACAUUUCGGUGCAUUGGUGUACGGCUCUGAUAUUGAUGGUCGACAGAUGAGAGGAAAAGACAAGCGGCCUGGAAUCAUACGCGCUGCGGAACAGUACGGAAUAGCAGAUCGCAUUGUCGAUCUUUGCACUUUUGAUGUGACACGCAAUCCAUGGAGAUGUGGAGAGCUCUUUGACGCCAUAAUAACGGACCCUCCAUAUGGAGUCCGUGCGGGCGCAAAACGCUUGGGCAGGAAAGCUCGUCCCGGUAAGACACAGCAAGAACCGACGGUGAAGCAGUCAUUCGUGAAUCGAUCAGAUGACCAGCCAUAUUUACCUCCAACCAAGCCCUACGAGCUAUCCUCCCUCGCAUCAGACUUGGUCGUCCUUGCACGUUAUAUGCUCAAGCCAAAUGGCAGACUUGUCUUCUUCCUACCUACUGUGACUGAUGAGUACGAGGAGUUGGACGUACAGACAAUGAUGUGCGACGGCAUGGAGGUUAUCUCAAACUCACUGCAAAAUUUUGGUUCUUGGGGCAGGAGACUGAUCACUAUCCGCAAAGUUACUACCGAACGGUAUUUACAACCGAAAUUUGCGUCAAAGGAUCUUGUUGAAGAGGGCUCAAUGCAUGUUCCCGCGCACAAAGAUUUCCGAGAAAAAUAUUUUCUGGGUUUCAAGAAGAAAGUGCAGGAAGAAAUCGUCGACAGUCAUGAAAGGUUUUCGCCACCGAAAUCUGACGCGGAAGAGCCUAUCAAGGAGAGCAUCUCAAGUCCUCGUGCUGGUGAAGAUCCCGUGGAAGAUACCCUCAGGGAUUCAUGA